UUAACCAGUUCCCGUCUGGCCCAUGUUUAUAAACAGCUGGAUGGGAGUAGUGCAAGAGCGGUUUGCCGUUCAUAAACGUCGUCCGCAUUUUCAGUCUGUGUGCGCUCCCUGGGAGCAUGCGGCACAGCAAUCCGGUGCCCGCUGUGUCCGGUGCCUGCUCUGUGUGAGGUCCGAUUAUGUGAUCACAGAUUGGCCAAUCAGUGAUCACAUGAUUGUGAAAUCUGUGAAUUAUCACAGAGAUCACAUGGCACAAGGCUAUUCACAACAGCCUUGUACCAUGUGACAAGCUGUGACCAUUCACAGCUCUCACA
This is a messenger RNA of Staurois parvus, 311 nucleotides long. NCBI's taxonomy places the organism in Eukaryota, Metazoa, Chordata, Amphibia, Anura, Ranidae. The record is from the annotation of a GenBank genome assembly.